CUGACGAGCAGAAGUACUACUAGCGUCUAGCGCUACGCUACAGUAUGCGGACGUCUGAACUUGAAGGGGGAGCAGAGUAAAGCACGGGACCGAACCGAGGAGACCACGCCUCCUCCUCCUCCGUCUCUCCCACGGCAACGAUCCAGCGACGCCCGGCAAGCAACCAGCGGCCGAGGCGGCGGGGGUCUCGGGUCUCUUCGGGGAAGACCACCACGCCGCGGCGGCGAUCCACCGGGGUGGCGGGGCGGAGAUGUCGGACGCGCUGAUCAACGGCCUCGCCGGCGCCGGUGGCGGGAUCGUCGCCCAGCUCCUCACCUACCCCCUCCAGACUGUGAACGCGCGGCAGCAGACGGAGCGGGACCCCUCCAAACCGGCGUUCAAGGACGGCGCCGUCCGCCAGAUGUGCCUGGUGGUGCAAAACGAGGGGUGGGAGCGGCUCUACGGCGGCCUGGCGCCCUCGCUCGUCGGCACCGCGGCGUCUCAGGGUGUCUACUACUUCUUCUACCAAAUAUUCCGGAGCAGGGCGGAGGCAGCAUCCCUUCGGCGGUCCAUUAGAGGAAUUGGGGACGGGUCUGUCGGGAUGUUCCAAUCACUCACUGUCGCUGCACUUUCUGGAUGCGUCAAUGUACUUCUAACGAACCCAAUUUGGGUUGUUGUCACACGAAUGCAAACUCACAGAAAGGCAAACAAACAGCAAGGCCCUCAGGAUCAGGGUUUGACAUCUGCUCUUGAUAAGGCCCUACAACCUGCCCCAGUGGAAAACGUCCCUCAUAAAACUAUCAGUGUUAUUCAGGAUCUUUACAAGGAAGCUGGAGUGUUUGGCUUCUGGAAAGGGGUUAUUCCAGCUCUCAUUAUGGUCAGCAAUCCCGCAAUUCAGUUCAUGCUGUACGAGACUCUUCUUAAGAAGCUGAAGAAGAGACGUGCCUCUAAUUUUAAGGGGGCUCAGGGACUGACUGCUCUUGAAGUUUUUCUUCUCGGAGCUGUUGCAAAACUGGGUGCAACUCUUGUUACAUAUCCUCUUCUAGUUGUGAAGGCAAGACUUCAGUCGAAGCAAAUGAUCGACGAUGACAAGAGGCAUCGCUACAAAGGCACGUUUGAUGCAAUCACAAAAAUGAUGCAUUAUGAAGGCCUGUCAGGGCUUUAUAAAGGAAUGGGCACAAAAAUUGUACAGAGUGUUUUUGCUUCUGCUCUCCUUUUUAUGAUCAAGGAGGAGCUGGUGAAAGGUGCUCGAUUCUUGGUAACCGGUGACACCAGCCUGGUAAAGAAGUUGCCUUCAAAGCCCUCAAGAUGAUCAAGGUCUGUGCAGAAGGGUUAGUUGCUGAUUAUAUCAUAAAUUGCGAACAGAGUCGGCAAAAAGAGCUCGCCUCUGAGGUACCAAGUUACAGAUGGUAGACAUAAUGGGGAUGUACACUUUGAGAUUAUACGGUGACCACUAUGAUUCUUGUAGGUACUGGGAAAAAUUAUACAUUUGGAUAGGAUAUUUGAGCCAUUCGUGUAAUGUAAAAUAUAUUCAGGAAUGUUGAAAGAUAAAAAAUAAGUUGGUAGUGAGAA
This is a messenger RNA of Hordeum vulgare subsp. vulgare (domesticated barley), 1551 nucleotides long. RefSeq names its product peroxisomal nicotinamide adenine dinucleotide carrier. Bases 251 to 1291 code for a protein of 346 amino acids. Lineage: Eukaryota; Viridiplantae; Streptophyta; Magnoliopsida; Poales; Poaceae. The transcript is spliced from 11 exons. The record is from RefSeq and is a predicted model, not a curated record. Gene Ontology annotation, biological process: nucleotide transport; transmembrane transport.